Paramuricea clavata is the source of this 553-nucleotide messenger RNA. Lineage: Eukaryota; Metazoa; Cnidaria; Anthozoa; Malacalcyonacea; Plexauridae. The record is from the annotation of a GenBank genome assembly.
AUGGAGCAAGCAGACUAUGUAAAACUGUUAAAAGGUGGUGGUACACCAUAUAAAGGGACAAAAUUGCUUGUCUUGAAAGGUAAAGCAUCAACUGUUGAAGAACGUGCUGCGGGUAAAAUUUGCCCGCCAACACAGCUAAAUCCAAAUUACGCAACGAACCACAAGAUACCGAGGGUGGGUAAAAUACAACCGAGAACUCCCAAACAACCCCAAAUACGAGGUCAAGCAGCUGCCAUAUCACCUGAAAUUUUAAAUUUAAUCUAUGGCCAAUAAAAGUAAAAGAAAAAUAACAAAUAAGAAAAGAAGGGGUAAAAGAAGGAAGCAAAUAGGUGGUUUUGGUCCUGCUGCAGGAAUUGCAUUAGGGAUGGCAUUACCCAUGUUAUUAAAUACGGGUACGAGUGUUGUGGGUAGUAUUUUUGGUAAAAAACCAGCACAGAGACCUACACGAAGUGUGAAUAAUCAAGGGGGUCAUAGACCAGAACCUUCAUGGAUGCAAGACCGUCCGCCACCGCGAAGACGUCGUAGACCAAGAUAUUAUGACGAUUAUUAUUAA